GUAGUGACGCGCAAUAUCAGUGAGAAAAACAAUAAUGGAGGCUUGCAAUGCUGUUGAACGCGAAGUUGAUAAAGUUUUAUUAAAAUUUGGAGCAAUAAACGAACAUGCAGGCACUGUGUUGCGUGACCUUAUCAAUCAUAUUGAGUCCUUAAAAAAGGAACUAGAAGAAGCACCAUCCGAUCAUGAACUAACACCAGGACAGGUUCAAGUUUUGAAACAAGCAAUGACUAAAGUCAGAGAUACGGUACAACGCUUGGCAACAGAUCACCGGGAUCUUCACAGUACUGUCUCCAAAGUUGGCAAGGCAAUAGACAGAAACUUUAUUGCAGACUUUGCUAGUACGAGUCGUGAGGAUGUAUUCUCCGGACCAGAAAAGACUCAUCUCCUCAAUGAAGUUAUUUGUCGGCACUUUUAUCGUCAGGGAAUGUUUGACAUUGCUGAUGAAUUAGCAGCGGAAGCUUCUAUAGAGAGCGAUGAAGGCUCAAAGGAGCCAUUUGCAGGAUUGAAUCAUAUAUUGGAUUGUCUUAAGCAAAGAAACCUAGAACCAGCUUUAGAAUGGGCCAGACAUUUCAGAGAACCUCUUUUAGCAAUGGAUUCCUCUCUGGAAUUCAAACUACACAGACUACACUUCAUAAGACUAGUGCAACAGGGCCCAAGUAAACAGGCAGAAGCUAUAAUGUAUGCUCGCAAGCAUCUCACAGAGUUUGUAAGUCGUCAUGAAAAGGAAGUUCAAUCCUUGAUGGGCACUUUACUGUAUCUGCCAAACGGAAUACAGUCUUCUCCGUACAGUCACCUUUUAGAUCCCACGUUAUGGCUUGACAUUCAUGACGUAUUCGCCAAAGAUGCCUGUAUGCUAUUUGGACUCAGUGUAGACAGUCCAUUAUCUGUAUGUAUAAAUGCUGGAUGCACAGCCUUGCCGGCAUUACUAAACAUAAAACAAGUAAUGCAACAGAGACAGGUUACUGGUAUUUGGAAUGGCAAGGACGAACUUCCGAUCGAAAUUGACUUAGGAAAACAGAGUCAGUAUCAUUCGGUAUUCGCCUGUCCGAUUCUUCGUCAGCAAAGCACUGAAAAUAAUCCGCCAAUGAAACUGGUCUGUGGUCACGUGAUAUCGCGGGACGCUCUCAAUAAACUCACAAGCGCGAACAAGAACCAAUUUAUUUCCAGGCUCAAGUGUCCGUACUGUCCCGUUGAACAGAAUCCGGAAGACGCUCGACUCAUCUACUUCUAGAUCAUCGAAGGCCACUUACCUGUGAUAUAUACUAUUUGUUACAAAUACACUGUUUGCGUAAGCGUAUAAUAACAAUAAUAGGUUCUUUUCAUCUGUCGAAUCUGCGUUCCAAAAUGCUACAACUACUCUUUCUAUUUCAUUGGUCAAAGCCGGUCAGCCAUUUUAUUUUCGAAUAGGUGGGGCGUAGAGAUAAACCAUUCGGAUUAUAAAGUAUGAGAGUUAUAAACUGGCAGUUAAUUGACUAACUGGUCCUGAAUCCAUUUUGACUUUUGAACAAAUAAUUUAUCAUGAUUUCUUUGUUCAAUAUUUUUGAGAUAGAUGGAGUCGCAUUGUGUGAUACAAGGUGAAGAUGUUUUUGUUCUGGUAACAUAGUUAAAGGUGCUUUGUACUCGGGUAGCACUAAAAACUAAUUUAUCCUUUGAAAUUAGGACUGGAUUAGAUUGAAUAAUUAUAGACUAAUUGUGACUUCUAGAUUAAGGAGCAAUCUUCGUAUACAUAAAAUCACGAUAUAUUUAUUAUUUAGUAGGAGCCUUGUUGGUUUCACGUUUGAAGGUAUUUCUUUUAUUAUUUCUUCUCUUGUACCUCCCAACUUUCUCUUCUUCUUUUCUACACUCUUCUCUAUCUCUUUCUAUCCUCUUCCUGAUCUUUUCGUGUGUACGAUUCUUUUGUAAGUAACAUGAACUAGAUAGUCAUUAGGCGAUAGACACAUUUGAACAUUAUUAAUUUUAUUAAUCUGUUUUAUAUACUGAUGAGGAUACGUGCUGAAAUAAAUGUUACUUAUGAAAAUGA
This is a messenger RNA of Cephus cinctus (wheat stem sawfly), 2020 nucleotides long. RefSeq names its product protein RMD5 homolog A (gene Sou). Bases 35 to 1231 code for a protein of 398 amino acids. NCBI's taxonomy places the organism in Eukaryota, Metazoa, Arthropoda, Insecta, Hymenoptera, Cephidae. The record is from RefSeq and is a predicted model, not a curated record. Gene Ontology annotation, cellular component: cytoplasm; nucleus; GID complex. Gene Ontology annotation, molecular function: ubiquitin protein ligase activity; protein binding. The transcript is spliced from 7 exons. Gene Ontology annotation, biological process: proteasome-mediated ubiquitin-dependent protein catabolic process.